GCUACUGUGUAAGGGAGGGGAGGGAGACUGAGUACUGCACAGUAAGGAACAGACUGGGCUAGAGCUGCUGUGUCUGAGGCUUCAGCGUGUGAUCUCUGUGCAAGUUACAAGGGGGCAGAUAUCAUUCCUACAGCAGAUCCUACUGUGCUCUAGUUACAAAUGGGAGUUUUAUAAAAUGAUCCUAUUGCAUGACCUUGUCAGAGCUUGAUCUACACGACUGUCUGCUCUACAGCUUCUUACAGGACACCAACCCCCUGAAUAACAAGCAGGACAGUGCUGGAUGGUGAUAGCCGGGGUGUGAGUAGGAGUUGAAGAAAACAUGUGAUCUUUACCUCCCUGAAUAAGAUGGAUAAUGUAACCUCUAUUUACGCUGGGAAAAACUCUUGCACCUUCCAUGAGGAAUUCAAGCAAAUUCUGCUCCCUGUGGUCUACUCAGUAGUCCUUGUCUGUGGACUUCCAUUAAACUUUAUUGUUAUACUUCAGAUAUGGCUAUCCAGAAAAGCACUUACCCGUACUGCCAUCUACAUGCUGAACCUGGCUAUGGCAGAUCUGCUGUAUGUAUGUUCUCUUCCUCUGCUCAUCUAUAACUACAUCCAGCAGGACUACUGGCCCUUUGGAGACUUCACUUGUAGGUUUGUCCGUUUCCAGUUCUACACCAACCUGCACGGCAGCAUCAUGUUCCUCACUUGUAUGAGUUUCCAGAGAUACCUGGGUAUCUGCCAUCCUUUAUCUGUAUGGCACAAAAAGAGAGGCAAGAAGUUCACUUGGGUGGUCUGUGGUGUUGUUUGGUUUGUUGUGAUAGUCCAAUGUAUUCCCACCUUUGUUUUUGCAUCUACAGGAAUCCAGAGAAACAGAACGGUGUGUUAUGACUUGAGCCCACCUGCACUGUCUGCAAUGUAUUUCCCUUAUGGCAUAACAUUGACUAUCACGGGAUUCUUGAUUCCUUUCAUUUUAAUUUUAGUCUGUUACUGCAGCAUGACAAAGAUUCUGUGUCAGAAAGAUGACCUCAAUGGGACAUUAGUACGGCAGAAGAAGGACAAAGCCAUCCGCAUGAUUAUUAUUGUUGUUAUUGUCUUCGCUAUAAGCUUCUUCCCCUUCCAUCUCACCAAAACCAUCUACCUAGUGGUCCGUUCAAAGAAAGAUGUGCCCUGCCUGGUUCUGCAAACAUUUGCCAUAGUGUAUAAAUGCACCAGACCUUUUGCCAGCAUGAAUAGUGUGCUAGAUCCAAUCCUGUUCUACUUUACACAACAGAGAUUUAGACAAAGCACCAAAACUUUGUUGCAAAGGGUCGCCAGCAAAUGGAAACUGGAAGCAGCUGAAACUAAUAAACAAUGACAUUCUGUAAUUUGCUGACCAUCUGAUUAGAACAUUAUUCUGGACUAUAAAAUAGUGGAACAUAUCUUGCAUAAUACCCUUUUAUUUUAAUUAAUUUAAAUUGUAUAUAUAACAGGGCAUAAUGUAUAAAUGUAAAUAUGCAGUUACAUAUUUUAUCUUCGCUUAUAGAGCUUGCUUAUUUAGAGUAUAUUUGGAAACCACUGUUGACAAAAGCCACAACAAUGAGAAGUUCAACUUCCUACUCAAAAGUAUCUAUUUCAGAAAACAUAAUUAAUAUUGAUACACUUUUCUAAAACUGAGAUUCAGAUAUUGUUCUGAAAAAGCAAAGUGAUGAAUAUGGAAUGUAGAAUACAAAGCAAUUGAGUCUGUCAAAUCUCUUGAGACCUUAAAGGGACAGUCAACUCUAGAAUUUUUAUUGUUUAAAAAGAUAAAGAUAGAUAAUGCCUUUAUUACCCAUUCCCCAGUUUUGCAUAACCAACAGGUUUAUAUUAAUAUACGUUUUACCUCUGUAAUUACCUAUUAUCUAAGCCUCUGCAGACUGCCCCCUUAUUUCAGUUCUUUUGAUAGACUUACAUUUUAGCCAAUCAGUGCUGACUCUUAACUCCACAGGAGUGAGCACAAUGUCUAUAUGGAACACAUUACCUAGUGCUGUCUAGCUGUGAAAAACUGUAAACAUACACUGAGUUAAGAGGCGACCUUCAAGGGCUUAGAAAUUAGCAUAUGAAAAGUGUUUAAAAUUGCAUGUCCUAUCUGAAUCAUGAAAGUUUAAUUUUGACUAGACUUUCCCUUUAAGUGAAAACUGUAACUGCACUAAAUCCACAGAAGAUAAUGAACUUAUUUACUUAUGAAUGCAUUUGGGUACAUUGUUGCUCUAUCUGGAUGUCAUGGGGUUAACGCAUAAAGAAGUAUAUUGACAGUACUGAGGCCCUUUUUAUAUUGGGGUUUUUAGCUGGAUGUUACUUAACCAUUUUUAACAUACAAAUUAAACUUUUAAAUACACUAUUGGACAUUCUCUGGUUUUCUCAGACCUGAAACAGCUGAUAGGAGGCAAGUGUAUUCUGACCCAUGAUAGGUAGAAGGCACAGCAAAGCAGUUCCACAGACUUCCUCUAUCUGAGAUAGCCCAGAGAAAUACAAAGACCCUUGGGCAGCACUUGGUUGAUACUCUUCAUUAACAAAUGAAGAAUGAGUGGGGCCACCAGCUUGUUUUAAACCAACUGUUCGUUUAAGGAAAGUAUCUAUGGUACAUAAACUCAACAAAGGACUUCAACAGAUCUGACAUUUCGCACAUGCGCUCCCUCAGAGAUCUCAUUAUUAUGAGUGUAUUAUUGUUAUUUCCUGUAUAUGAUACUCUUCAGUUAGAUAUGUUGUAAAGCAUUCAGAAAACGCUAAAUCCAAUGUUUAUGUAAACCCUAGUGAAAGCGUUGGUGAUACCAUUUAGCAAAUGGAAAGUUCCAACUGGAAAGCUCUUAGUGAAUAAAGUGAGGAUCAUA
Bombina bombina (fire-bellied toad) is the source of this 2827-nucleotide messenger RNA. It is a transcript of the gene P2RY6, whose product is annotated as pyrimidinergic receptor P2Y6. Lineage: Eukaryota; Metazoa; Chordata; Amphibia; Anura; Bombinatoridae. Gene Ontology annotation, molecular function: G protein-coupled ADP receptor activity; G protein-coupled UDP receptor activity; G protein-coupled UTP receptor activity. Gene Ontology annotation, biological process: phospholipase C-activating G protein-coupled receptor signaling pathway; cellular response to pyrimidine ribonucleotide. The record is from RefSeq and is a predicted model, not a curated record. The transcript is spliced from 2 exons. Gene Ontology annotation, cellular component: plasma membrane. Bases 346 to 1335 code for a protein of 329 amino acids.